Molecule: messenger RNA, 10148 nt
Organism: Paramuricea clavata
Lineage: Eukaryota; Metazoa; Cnidaria; Anthozoa; Malacalcyonacea; Plexauridae
Source: the annotation of a GenBank genome assembly
GGACCAAAAGUUGCAUUUUUCACUUCUGUUCCGGUUAGGUCUAAUAAAUGUAGGCUUAUAUAAAUUUCCACUCGAUAAUUUCCAUCCACAAUGCCCUGCAACAAUAUAUUCAAUCGAGUAUUAAAGAUGCCAACAAAAUCUUGAUGUUUUCAAACACUUACAAUGAUAAGACAGUUUUAACGUUUUAGGUUAGUGCUAUCAUUGCUGUUGUCAAGUUUGUUAUCAAAUGCAACAGAAAAAUGUGAACCUCAAAGCAAAAGACCAAACAUUAUUUUCAUCUUAGCAGACGACUUGGUGAGAUAUACAAAACUGUAUGGUAAAAUGUUGCAUUCAAAUGAUCUAUUCAAUUACACAGUGAACUGUACUGUUGGACAGUACAGUUCACUACUAACUACAAACCCCCCGCUUCCAAACCAAACUCCACUUAAGAGCCACCAAACCAAUCCCCACUGUGCUUUACAUAGGUUGACUGUUAUAAAGUUUUACGAGUUAUUAAUAAGGGACAGGUUCUUGGUAAAAAAAUUACUGAUCCAACCUUAAAAGGUCAAAUCCAGCUUCAAAUAUCAAUUAAAAAAUAAAUACCCAUCCCUGGCCAAAAACGUUGCAAAUAAAGGAUACCAUUCAGUUGUCACACAUGUCCUCUAUCACUUCUGUGACAUGAGUUUGAUAACUCCUUGUGCAAAUUUCUGUAAUUGUCUGCAAAUGUGCUUUCUUUGGAGACACCAUUUGCCUUCUGACAAAUCAGAAGAUGAUUACGAUAGUGACUAUGAUUGACUGUGGAUUGAUUGAUUUACAUAUUGAAUAGACCUUUCCCCUUUUAAGUGAAAUUUUGAUCUAGACAAGUCUGGACAAAAAUUUCAUCACAGCUUGAAAGAGCAUCACAAAAUUAGUAAUAUUCCGAAGUUUCGUUGCGAAAUGUUGUAAAAUGCGGAUAAUAUAGCCUUGCGAAGUUUGCCGGUUUUCAGUCAUUUUAGAUUACAAACGGGAAAUUGAUAAUCAGAUGAUCAAACUGAUUAUCAAUUUCCCAUUUGUAAUACCAAAUGACUGAAAAACGGCAAACUUCGCAAGGCUAUAUUAUCCGCAUUUUACAACAUUUCGCAACGAAACUUCGGAAUAUUACUAAUUUUGUGAUGCUCUUUCAAGCUGUGAUGAAAUAUUUGUCCAGGCUAGUCUAGAUCAAAAUUUCACUUAAAAGGGGAAAGGUCUAUUGACACAUGACUGUUGACAAUAAAUAACGGUUUUAAUGCAAACUGGUAUACAUGAAAUUGCAGCGAAUGUUAUCGUUCAUUAAGCUAGCGCAUCAGUUGUGUUUUUAUGUUUGUUUAUACUAGUCUUAAUACUCUAUGUGCACUGGAGUUUUUAUACUUCAUCUGUUAAGAAAGGCGAGGGGUUGCUACAUGCCUGUAUUUUGACAAUAAUUUUUAUUACCCAACCCGCGAGUUUGUUUUUUUAUUUAUUAUUCAAUUUCGUCCUGCUAGGGAUGGGAUGACGUCAGUUUCCAUGGCUCAAACCAGAUCCCCACGCCAAACAUCGACAAACUAGCGAAUGAAGGAGUGAUCUUAAACAGUUACUACGUCUCACCAACGGGGACACCCACUAGAGCGGCGUUACUCACAGGAAAACAUCCCGUCAAUUUAGGUAAGUACGUCUGUUGACACACCUACGAAACACAAGAUUACUACAUUAUAAUGAGAAGAAUGAACAUUAUUCAGGCCCGCGUAACUAGGAUUUUAAUUUAGGUUUACCGAGUCCACCGCUAGAGGUUAGAGGCGGGGUUAGGGUGGGGGUCAGGGAUCCGCCUUGAUACAUUAUAAUAGGGGUCACACGAAGUAUAUAAAAACACGAAGUAUACAAAAAACUGUAUAUAAUCAUUAAGAACAUUAUUAUAAUCAUUAAGAACAUUAUUUUCUCACUCUGCUAAUUGUAGGUUGACAAGCAUGUACUACUUUGAUUGUUGCAGGUCUUCAACAUGGGUCUAUAUUUAGCUCUCAGCCAUACGGCUUACCACUAGACCAGGUCACAUUGCCACAGUAUCUCAAGCCAUUGGGUUAUGUCACUCACGGAGUGGGAAAGGUUCGACAUUUAAAUUACUUCAUUUAAAUUACCGAGGCCAUUUUUGCUGCCAACUUGCAACAGAAUUUCUGACAUAGAGCCAUAUCAUCUGAAAAGUAGUCAUGCUACUCCUUCCAUUUCCAUCCCUAGUGCCUAUUUUAACUGGGGGGCGGCAAAACCAAGAUUAGGGCCUAGUGUGGGCUCCCCAGAGUAAGAGUUAGGUCACUAAGGGUAAUGUUAGGGCCCAGCUGUGUCACUAACUACACAAGCAAAAAUCUCACAUCUUGUAACAAGUUGUCUUCGCACUGCUUGUCGCAAGUUGUCAACAAGUUUGGAACACGCUGUUAACAAUUUGUAACAAUCUUGUUGAUAUUAUCAGGCUAGUUACAUAAGGUUGUUCCAACAAGUCUGAUACAGUCGUGAUAUAGCAGUAUUGUUACAACCUUGUGUCGUCAAUCUUGUAACAUUCUUGUUAUAUCAUGACUGUAUCAGACUUGUUAAAACAACUUUGCUACAAGUCUGAUAAUGCCAUCAAGCUUGUUACAAGUUGUUAACAGCUUGUUCCAAACUUGUUACAACAACUGGGAACAAGCAGUGCGAAGACAACUUGUUGACAGCUUGUGAACAGAUUUUUAACAACUUGUUCGCAGACUUAAGUAACAACUUGUGCGUUUUUACGUGUGUAGUGGGGGCUGCCGGGCCAAUUGUCCCCCCAGUGUAUAUGUAUAUGUAAAUUAAAAUAUGCCUUGCAAAAUAUGGCAGAGUAGAAUGCGUGCCAUGCUCAAAGUUCUCUUUUUAGAUAGCAUGGCUAUUUCCCUGUAUCCGAAAUUACGUUGCAAGUUGUGGCAAGAAUUGUCUCGUGUAACCUUGUCAAGGCUUGAGUCAAUGGACCAUUUGCAUUAUAGACUAAAUUUUGAUCUCAACAAGUCUAGAUAAAAAUUUCAUCACGGCUUGAAAGAGCAUCACAAAAUUAGUAAUAUUCCAAAGUUUCGUUUCAAGGACCUAGAUCUGGGAAAAAUCUUAGAAAAUGGCACGAAUUUACCGUAAAUAAUUCACUUUAUUCAGUAAUUUUAAUCAAAAUCACUGUUGGCACAGCUGGAGGUUAAGGAAAUUACUCUUCCAGGAUUUUUAAGGACUUCUACUGAUUUUCAAGGACUUUACAAUCCUGAAAUUAUUUUUUUUCCAAUUCAAAGACUUUCCAGGAUUUUCAAGGCCCGUGGACACCCUGGUGAUAAAUAUGUAGUAUAGUUUAGUAAAGGUAACUCUCAUGCAAACUCUCGCUUGCCUCUCAUCUUCAAUUUACCAGGCCUUACUAGUUUAGGCAGUGAAAGUGCUUCUAAAUCGCUGAUGAGCAGCUUUAAAUCUUACGAAUUUAUUCAACUUUUAGUGGCAUCUUGGAUUUUUCAAGAAAGCAUACACACCAGAAAAAAGGGGAUUUCAAACUUUCUUUGGAUUUUACAACGGCCAAGAAGAUUACUGGGACCAUACCGUUCAUCAAGAGUACUCAGGUCUAGAUUUGAGACGGAAUGGAAAGGUUUGCUGUGUGCCAUUCACAAAUACAUCUCGAAUUCAUUAAUAUAUAAUUCAGCCAACCAUAUUGGGUAAAGACCUACCUAAAAUGAUCAUGUUUUGUGAUUGGCUUUCCGAAACAAAUCAGAAACAAAAAUGAUCAUUGUUCAUGACUCGUUCUUUAGAAAGACGAUUUCUGUAGUUUUAUUGUCUUUCAUUGUUAUAAUCAACCGACCACGAGCCUGGAUAGUAUAGGUACCUGUAUGGCUGUAUCUGAUGACCCACCGCAUAUUGCUUUAUUUUGAUUACAUGAUAAAUAGAGGAUAUUACACGACGGCGCGAAGAUAUGACUUCUAUCUUCGAGUGGUGAAAACAAUAUUUUAGGAACGAGCGCAGCGAGCGAGUAAAAUAUUGUUUUUAACACGAGAAGAUAAAAGUCAUAUCUUCAAGCCACCGUGUAAUGUUCUGUUUUUUAAAUAUUCCCAAGCAAAAAAUUGUGAAUUUCACGCUCAAAAGCAAAUUGGAAAAGUCACGUGAUCGAUAUCUUCACUACUCACUAGUGAAGAUAUGGAAAAUAUCUCGCUGUGUAUUUUUCAGUAUCUCACUCUCGACUAUAUAAUAAUACUGGAUAUCUAGUGAAGUAUAUUGACUGAACUGGAUCAAAAUUAAUUCAGUCCUUGGACUGGAUCAAAAUUAUUUCACCUCACUUUAAGUAGUGAUUUAUUCGUAUGAGAUGUCAUUUCAAAUCCGACUAUGAGGACUGGAUUUUAGAUUUCAAGUGAGGACUGGCAAGACUGUACUAGAUUGAUCAAAUUGCGCGGACUUGAAAUCUAGUCCAGUCCUCAUAGUCACAGAGUAGAUACUCUGCUCUGUGUCAUAGUCGGAUUUGAAAUAUCACGUCGAAACAAUGGGUGACCGGAUGGCAUGCAUGGAGGACAGUGGGAUUCUCAAAAUAAUUUUCCAGCGUUCUCCAAUGAAUUUGCAGCCCAUUGCCAUAAUGCGGUGCUCUCAAGCCCGUAGCUGGCUCUCAAUUUCUGGGGGGGGGGAGGGGGGCACUGCAGAAAGAAUGUAACAGAGGGGUUGGGAUGAUUUUGACUUUCGUGCUAGCUGGCAGCUAGUUUCCCUUUCCAGCUCAGAAAAAUUGGGAUCGAACGGAACGUUCUUCUACACUGUAAAUUAAAGUAUUAUACUUGUGCUCAAUUUUGUGAGUCUUUAAAGUUCUGUAUAGGGUUAGUUCAGCCGUCUGCUAUCUAGCCUAUAGCUUCUAACAAUGAGGUUAUUUAUUUUAGGCCACAAGCAAUCUAUUUUCAUACAAAAAUUGAGUAUGACUCUGAGCCUCAAGUAUUAAUCUUCUACGGUCGCUGUAGUACUGUAUAUCAUGGCAAAAAAUGUGGAAUAAGGGGGGGCAUAAUUUCAAUUUUAUUUCCGAGUGGCCGGGGGGGGGCACUGCCCCCAGGUCCCCCCUCAGCUACGGGCCUGGGUGCUCUAAAGUUAACGUUCCUUUUCUAUAGGUAAUUAAAGACCAAAAGGAUCAUUACGCAACAGAUAUGUUUACAGAUGAGACAGUUCAUAUAAUAGAGAAACACAAUACAGCGAAACCGUUAUUUAUAUAUCUUGCACAUCAAGCUGUUCAUACGGGAAAUCCUGAUUCACCAUUGCAAGCUCCUGAAGAACUCGUCGAGGUAAAGUACGACAUCAUCUAGACCAAACUAUACCUACACUGGAUAGCUAUCAGUUCUAAACUGUUCUCCCUAGAGGUCAGUAAGGGUCAUUCAUUGCUGAUCAUGGUAUUAAUCAGUAAUAAAUGGCCCUUAUUAAUUGAUGUAUUCAUUGGCCCAGUGUCACUACAGCCGUGGAGUCAACCUAAUAUGGUCGCCUUCAACUCGCGGCUAGCCCUGGGUACGAGGUUGCAGUGGAGUUUGAUACCAGGAAAAUCCGAGGAAAACCUGGGGUGUUUGGUCAAACUGGAAACACUCCAUUCUCGUACCCAGAACCCUUCUUACGCGCGGUGCGACGAGGGGCUCUGGCCAAAUCCCAAUCUCGUUCCCCGAGCCUGCGAUCCUCGGGAAGGAAUCGAAGGCUCUGGGAUAAUCCGUUACCGGAAGCCAAGAAUCCUGGCUAAGAUUGAACUACGCAUUCCAUUUCAAUGGCCAAUCAGAUUCCUCCCUGAAACGGAUUAUCCCAGAGCCUCGCGUUCCUUCCCGAGGAUCGCAGGCUCGGGGAACGAGAUUGGCCAAAUCCAUAACCGGAUACCAUAAAAACAUGGUAAGAAAACAAUAUCCGACGCUAGAACUAGCCAAUCAGAUGCCAGUUCGGAUAUGGAUUUGGCCAGAGCCCCUCGUCGCACUGCGCGUAAGAAGGUACGAGAAUGGAAACACUCUUCUUAACUUUUGCACUCGUUUGAGAAGUUAUAUCAUACGCAGUAUACACGCAAUCGAAUAUUAUGUAAAACACCUCAAAGUAUGCUAUAAAAAGCUUGCCUCGUUUCCAACAUACUAUUCAGUAUAUUGAAAAUCACUUAGCUAAACCUCGUCUCCAUUACGGCAUGUGUGUAAGCCGUAAUAAACGAGGCUAGCGAAAAAAAACAAAAUCGUGCAAAGAGGGAAAGCAAAAAAAAGACCUUUAAAAUUCUGCAAAAAAAUCCAGCCCAAGGAGACGGCCAAAAAAUUCGUGCAAGCUGAAAAUUCUAAUCGAAUUUUCUAAUCGUCCACCCCCUAUAAACACGUUUUUGCUUCAGAACUUCAAGCACAUUCCGAAUAAGGAACGUCAGAUGUAUGCUGCCAUGGUUAGUUCUCUGGAUGACUCUAUCGGCAAGUUGACUCAAGCAUUGAAGAAAAAGAAAAUUUACGACAAUACAAUUAUCGUGUUUGCGACGGAUAAUGGAGGGGCGCCAAAUGGAAUGGAAAGGUAAGACCAAAAACAAACCAGGGUUUAUUAGUUUCCUGGCCAAGUGCCCCAAAGGUGGGCAGACCAGGGUUUUAUUAGUUUCCUAGCCAAGUCUUCCGAAGGUGUGCAAACCAGGAAAUUUUGUUUCCUAGCCAUCAUUCCUGAAGGUACACAAACCAGGAAACACUGUUUCCUAGCUAUGUUUCUCGAAAGUGGAGAAAUCAGGAAACAUUAUUUCCUAGCCAAGUCUCCCGAAGGUGUGCAAACCAGGAAACAUUGUUUCCUAGCCAUGUUUUCUGAAGGUGGACAAACCAGGAAACAUUGUUUCCUAACAAUGUUUAUAUGGGUAUAGUUAUUGCUUAUUAUAUGGUUAUAUUAUACUCUAUAGUUAUUGCUUAUAGUAAUACAUUGCUCAUUAAAUACUGUAGCAUGUUCAGACAUACAAACUAGUUAAGAACUAAAGAAGACACUAUCUCACUUUGCUAUAUUUUUCUUCGUUCUAGAAAUUGGGGCUGCAACUAUCCUCUUCGUGGUGGCAAACAUACACUAUGGGAGGGAGGGGUGCGUGGUGUUGCGUUCGUACACAGCCCACUAUUGGUGGACACCAAACGUGUUAGCAAUGACGUCAUGCAUGUCACUGAUUGGUUACCAACCCUCUACCACGCGGCCGGCGGAGACUUGGAUGAUAUCAAGAUUAAACUGGAUGGAUACAAUAUGUGGAAUAUGAUAUCAUUAAGUAAACCCACCCCCCGGAAAGAGGUCCUUCAUAAUAUUGACCCAGUCACGAAAAAUGCUGCAAUCCGGAUGGGGAAAUACAAGUUGAUUGUUAAUCAAAAUAUGAAUUAUUAUUCCUCGUGGUAUCAGGUAUGAAUUGAAGAAUAUUUUUUGGUUGGAGAAAAUAAAAUAAAAUAAAACGUCUGUCAACAAAACGUCAACAAGUUGUUUUCGCACUGUUUGUCCUAAGUUGUUAACAACUUUGGAACAAGCUGUUAACAACUAGUAACAACCUUGUUGAUAUUAUCAGACUUGUUGCAAGGUUGUUCCAACAAGUCCGAUACAGUCAUGAUAUAACAAUAUUGUCACAAUUACCUUGUAACAUUCUUGUUAUAUCAUGACUGUAUCAAACUGGUUAGAACAACCUUGUAACAAGUCUGAUGCUAUGAAGCUUGUUACAAGGUGUUAACAGCUUGUUCCAAACUUGUCACGACAACAGGGAACAAGCAGUGCGAACACAACUUGUUGACAGCUUGUGAACAGAUUUGUAACAACUUGCGCGUUUUUACGUGUGUACACAAUACACCUCCACUGGGCCACCACAUCACUAUCCCUUAGUAUUUCAGACAUUUAUAACUAAGUUUAGUAUUUAUACGUUGAAGUUUUUUGUAUUCAGAGGUUCCAGUCCAGACGAGAUCCAGACGAUGAUUUCAAAGUUCUAAAGAUGGAGGUGUUACCGCGAGCUGAAUUAAUGUGCACAAAAUUCGAGAAGAGAGAUUCAACUUUUGAUUGUGAUCCUUCUAUUUCACCAUGCUUAUAUAACAUCGAGACAGGUAUAGACAGCAGGACUUCUUUAAUGCAAACUUAGUAUUAGUCAUUUGAAAUAGGUUAAAGUUCUGAAAUUGUAGCAACUCUAGGUUUGAAUACAGUCGAAUCCCUGUUAAAGUGGCACUGUCAUCAAAAUUUUUAUCCUCUUAAACGAAAAUGCUCUUAAAACUGUAUAGUAACUUGUUUUGAAGAUUUUUGUUGCCAUGCUUAGUUCUUGAGAUAUUUCAUUUUGUUUGUAACCAUGUGACGUCAUUUACUCAAUACAUAUAUGUGUAUUUUUGCUAUUUUUUAUCAAAAUCUUUCGAAAGAUGCGGCGGGUUUGUUAAUUUAAUCUACAUCAUUAAACAUACUGUUUUUUUAAACAAAUCCAUCAAAAAUAGCAAAGAUACACAACAAUUACUGAUUUCUCAUUAUAUAUGUAAUUGAGUAAAUGACGUCACAUGGUUACAAACAAAAUGAAAUAUCUGAAGAACUAAGCAUGGGAACAAAAAUCUUCAAAACAAGUUACUAUACAGUUUUAAGAGCAUUUUCGUUUAAGAAAAUAAAAAUUUUGAUGACAGUGCCACUUUAACGGACACACCUCUUAAUAAGCGGACACAUACCUCCGAUCCAAAUUAUUUCUUUACAAAAACAUUAUCAUUACUCCUAUAUUCAGCGGACAUCUCUAUUACAAGCGGGCAAUUCAAACUCGAGGUCCCAAAUGAGCCGAAAACCUCUCUUGAGCGGACGAACGUAACUGAUGCACGAAUACAAAUAAAUAUGUUUAAUCAAAUUUUCAUAACAAUCGACAGCAAAAUUUAAUUUUAAGGAAAUUCACUAUACAUCUAUUUAUUAUUGUUUUGCAGUAUUUCUACGUAGUAUAAACGCCGACAUCUUGAACUAAUAUUGGCACCUCUGAUUUUGGCAUAAAGCCGAAAUUUUGAGAAUUUCUAAAUUUUUGGCUAUUAAAGUACUAUGGCUAUGCCUAGGCUAUGGUGACUAAAAAUGCAAAAUUUCAUGUUCACUUUUCACACAAAUAUAGUCUACACAAAAAGUAUGUAUAAGUCAUUUAAUGAAGUCUAAGUGAGUAGUCUCAAGCUGCCUUUGAGUUAUUUUACAGAUGGCAAAACAGUAACUUCAUACCGUAAGUUUUCUUCAUUUUUAAGUGUCAAAAACUGAAAAUCGGCUACGAUUUUCAUAGUUAAAAAACGUAAUCGUUUAAGUUAAGGGACCGGUCAUGAAGUAACUGCUAGGCCUAGGGCGGUGGGCUGGAGUGAUUUGGGAUGGGCCAUGGAAAAUCUUUGGGCAAUUUCGAUGGGCCGCCAAUUUUUUUGUAUGUCCACGGUUGGGCCACCAAACAAAAACGCAUGCAUGUCUACUUCAAAAAAUAAAGAUAUUAAUAAUAAAAAUAAACAAAACUAUCCAAAUUAUCAAAUGCAAAUGCUGCUAUUGAAGCCAGUACUUUGUUUAUACAACAAGAAGUGGUCGAAUCACAGCAGAUACAGCCAAAUGGAGAGCAUCUCAGUAUCGUAAUUGGUGAUGAAUGUGUUGGUCAAGUUUGGUGGAAUUAUGUAUGUCAAUACAGUGCCGUGUAUAUUUACAAUGUUCAUACCUGCAAUUUAUUAUAAAAGUGUAUUUUCCCUAUUUAGAUUGGGUGGGUCAUGAAAAUUUUUUUGUAACGAUUAGAUGGGCUUUGAAAUUUUUAUCCACAUCCCAAGAUGGGUCAUCAAACUUAUUGGCAAAAUUUGUGAUUUACCUCCAGCCCACCCUAGCAGUUACUUUAUGACCAGUCCCUAACAAAACUUUAUCCUGUUUCAGAUCCAUGUGAAUACGACAAUCUGUUCUCCCGAAAAUCCAAGCUGGCUGCGAUCAUGUUUAAACGUCUUAUUCAUUACCAACGUCACGGUAAACCAGUUUUAAACCCAGAUCGUGAGGCCGCUGCUAACCCCAAGCUCUUUAAUGGCACCUGGUCACCUUGGCAAGUACUGGAAAGCGACCACUUGGUGGAAAACGCGAACAGAAAGAUCCCGUAUCCACACGACAAAUGUUACAGGGGAAUAAAUCAUGUUCAAGCAAAAAGUUCCAAGAAAUCGUUCAUCCCAGAAGACGGUAACGACAUGACCCAGAGCCAGACUACAUCAUUCUUGGAUGACCUCAUGAUCAAAAUGUUUAAAAAUUAA